GGAAGUCCAAGCGUAGCGGCGCGAGCGCAGUUUCUCCGCAGAUAGUGUUGUGCUAUCUUCUCCUCGCAGAUCUUCGUCGGAAGUGGAGGAAAAAAAAGCCUGCAGAUUUGAAUCUACCUGCUUUCAAGCUAAUCAUGAUGAAAUUUAGACACACCUAGAGGGAGAAGACAAAUGUGAUACCUGGACUCUUCCUUGUAAGAGGGAAGGCAAAGGCAGUAGGACAGGUCUGGUUCUGCGCUUCCCUGCCUUUAUCCUGCCGAGGCCCAAGCAGAAAAUGAUAACGUUUGGAUAGCACACUAGAAAAUAAAAAGCCAGGUAAAGGUUCCAAAGGCUGCAAGAAGCCUGCAAAGCAGAAUGGGAAGAAAGCUGCCACCAAAGUGGCCUCUGCUCCCCAGUUUGUUCACUCCAGUGAUCACGCCAGUCGGGAGGCUGAAUUAAAGAAGAAGAGGGCUGAGGAGAUGAGGGAGAAACAGCAGGCUGCCCGGGAGCAAGAGAGACACCGACGUAGGACCAUUGAAAGCUACUGUCAGGAUGUCCUGCGACGCCAGGAGGAGUUUGAGCACAAGGAGGAAGUUUUGCAGGAAUUAAAUAUGUUUCCUCAACUGGAUGAUGAGGCCACAAGGAAGGCUUAUUACAAGGAAUUCCGUAAGGUGGUUGAAUACUCUGAUGUGAUUCUAGAAGUCCUGGAUGCCAGGGACCCAUUGGGCUGCCGCUGCUUCCAAAUGGAGGAAGCUGUUCUGCGGUCAGAAGGCAACAAGAAGCUGGUCCUGGUCUUGAACAAGAUUGACCUGGUCCCCAAGGAGAUUGUGGAGAAGUGGCUGGAAUACCUUCGGAAUGAGCUGCCAACUGUGGCUUUUAAGGCCAGCACCCAGCAUCAGAUCAAAAACCUGAAUCGUUGCAGUGUGCCAGUGGAUCAAGCCUCUGAGUCACUGCUGAAAAGCAAAGCCUGCUUUGGAGCUGAAAACCUAAUGAGGGUUCUGGGGAACUAUUGCCGCCUUGGUGAAGUGCGCACCCACAUCCGUGUGGGCGUUGUGGGCCUUCCCAAUGUUGGGAAGAGCAGCCUGAUCAAUAGCCUGAAGCGCAGCCGUGCGUGCAGUGUGGGAGCCGUUCCUGGGGUCACCAAGUUCAUGCAGGAGGUCUACCUGGACAAGUUCAUCAGGCUGCUGGACGCCCCGGGCAUUGUCCCAGGACCCAACUCAGAGGUGGGCACCAUCCUGCGCAACUGCAUUCAUGUACAGAAGCUGGCGGACCCUGUGACCCCGGUAGAGACCAUCCUGCAGCGCUGUAACCUGGAGGAGAUUUCCAGCUAUUACGGCAUCUCUGGGUUCCAGACCACUGAGCACUUUCUGACUGCAGUGGCCCACCGCUUGGGGAAGAAGAAGAAAGGGGGCACAUACAGUCAGGAGCAGGCAGCCAAAGCUGUCCUGGCUGACUGGGUGAGUGGGAAGAUCAGCUUCUAUACACUCCCACCCUCCACCCACACUCUGCCUGCCCAUCUCAGUGCUGAGAUCAUUAAGGAGAUGACUGAGGUCUUCGACAUUGAGGAUACUGAGCAGGCCAAUGAGGAUACCAUGGAAUGCUUGGCCACUGGAGAAUCUGAUGAGCUGUUGGGUGACAUGGACCCACUCGAAAUGGAGAUCAAGUGGCUCCAUUCUCCGAUGGUGAAAAUAGCAGAUGCCAUGGAAAAUAAAACCACCGUGUAUAAGAUUGGAGAUCUCACUGGGUAUUGCACCAAUCCAAACCGUCAUCAAAUGGGGUGGGCUAAGCGCAAUGUGGACCUUCGCCCCAGGAACAACAGCAUGGUGGAUGUCUGCCCAGUGGACCGUCGCUCGAUGCUACAGAGGAUCAUGGAGACAGACCCCCUGCAGCAGGGCCAGGCUCUGGCAUCUGCCGUGAAGAAUAAGAAGAAGGUCCAGAAGCGUACAGAUAAACUUGCCAGCAAGCUGUCUGAUUCCAUGAUGUCCGCCCUUGACCUCUGUGGCAAUGCUGAUGACAGUGCUGGUGACUGAUCCACUGAUCUCACUUCCUUCCCCUACUCCAAGCUUCAGUUCCAGUGGAAAUAAAAGAUGAAAUGGUUUGCUCCUGCCCUCACCCUCCUUCCCUCCAUUCUCCAGG
This is a messenger RNA of Hippopotamus amphibius kiboko, 2115 nucleotides long. It is a transcript of the gene GNL3L, whose product is annotated as G protein nucleolar 3 like. Gene Ontology annotation, molecular function: GTP binding. The record is from RefSeq and is a predicted model, not a curated record. NCBI's taxonomy places the organism in Eukaryota, Metazoa, Chordata, Mammalia, Artiodactyla, Hippopotamidae. The coding region runs from base 459 to 2009 and encodes 516 amino acids. Gene Ontology annotation, cellular component: nucleolus. The transcript has 17 exons.